Messenger RNA from Mixia osmundae IAM 14324, 516 nucleotides. RefSeq lists its product as uncharacterized. Bases 1 to 516 code for a protein of 171 amino acids. Lineage: Eukaryota; Fungi; Basidiomycota; Mixiomycetes; Mixiales; Mixiaceae. The record is from RefSeq and is a predicted model, not a curated record. The transcript is spliced from 2 exons.
AUGGAAGAGCGAGUGUCUACAAAGAGUAUCUACGAUUCUGCAUUGCUCGCACGGUCUGUCUUUGUGGACACGGUCACGCAGAAGCAAGUCCGGACGGCGAGCGAGAAAGUAUUCGGCAAGGGGUCUAGUAAAUUAGAUCACCCCGGUCUAGAGAAGUUGCGCAGUGAUCUGACUCGUCAGAUACUAUCGCGAAGGCAUGCUGUCAGCCUAGCCAUACACGCCCGCGUACAGAAGCAGCGAAAGGAGUUGGCAGCGCAAGAUGAUACGCAAGCAUUGCCUCAUCCUAAAGCCCGACCGGUCAUUUCAGACGAUACAUUAGACCAUCAAUCGAAGCGUGCGCGCAUCGAUGACGAUGGAGCAUACGGUCAGGGCGAGCGCCUGACUUUUGACGAGAUCAUGACGAGGUUGGAGAAUGAGCUUGAGAUGACACUGGCAGAUAUCGAACAGCUCGACGCGCGAUUGAAGAAGCGUAGGAAGCGCGUCUCAAAGGCACUUGACACUCUCGAGGCGACAUGA